Messenger RNA from Trichoplax adhaerens, 1407 nucleotides. RefSeq lists its product as uncharacterized. Lineage: Eukaryota; Metazoa; Placozoa; Uniplacotomia; Trichoplacea; Trichoplacidae. The transcript has 2 exons. Bases 1 to 1407 code for a protein of 468 amino acids. The record is from RefSeq and is a predicted model, not a curated record.
AUGGCAAGCCAACAAACUAUAAGCAAUUGGCCAAAAGAAUUGGAUGAUCCUAACAAUAGCGAUGGUUUGAAAUUCAAACAAUUUCUGAAGCACUUUAUACUCAAAUUCAUUGCAAAACUGGAAAUUGCCUCCAAAGUUGUAGAAAACGAAGAGAGUGCACCACUAGGCAAAACAGGAAAAGGUGUGAAAGUUGCAUUCAAUUUCUUGGGGAGCGCGGCUUCAGAUACAGCAACGGCAGUCACAGGCGUAGUAUCAAGCGUUUUUAGAUGUUCUGCUAUUGUAAACAGCAUAAUACAGUUGUUGGGCGAAGGUAUUGUAUGGUAUCUCCAAAAAUGCAAGAGAGAGAAAUUGAAAGAACUUAUUGACAAAAUAGCACCCGAUAAUGACGAUACCACAUUGGCAAUCUCAAUGAUGGCUUUGGAAAUCUUGUUCAUGUUUGAACAACAAAUACAUUAUAUCUCCGAUGAAAUCGAUUAUCAUUAUAUUAAAAAAUUUGCUAAUGACAUGACUGAUGCUAUUAUUGAAGCCUUCGUGAACGAAAAGUCAAAGCCAGUUGAUCGAGCUAAGUUUGCUAUCAAAAGUAUUGCCUGCCCUGGUUUUAGCAAGAAAAACAGGGAUUCCUGCCUGUCAAAAGGUACUGGAAGUGAAUUAAAAGUUUUAGCAGAAAAUGGAGAGAAAAAGAUCAAAACCUCCAAGUUAUUUAAAAAUAUUGGCAUUAGGACUGUCGAGGACAACACAGUAAAGUACUACAAAUUGAAGGGGGAAAAAAGCGACAUUUGUGAAUAUGGCUUCCGCCAAAAAUCAUUCCUUGAGGGCUCUGGCUCAAUCAAUAAAGAAUCUUACGAGCUUUUGGAUUCAUCUGCUAUUGAAAAAAACUUCAAAUAUCAGACCCAAUUGGGCAAAGUUGAAAAUGUUGAAGAUCUAAAACACUAUGCUCAAAAUAUAUUAAACGAGGUCUUAGUAGACGAAAAGUCAUUGAUAGUAACGAUGCUUGAUAGAAUAAAGGAAGACGUACAAAGUUUAAAUGACGAUGUUAUGAAACCAGUCCAAGCUAACAUUGAAAAAAUUUUAGAAACUUUAAAUAAUGUCUCCGAUAUUAAUAACAGCAUUGACGACAUAAAGAAAUUAACGCAGUUGAUAAAAGACAUUACGGAAAAAAAUAAUUCACUAUUGGAUCGUUUUGCUGAACAAUAUGACAAAGUGAUAUGUCGUUUAGAAAGUAUAGAUAGCCGAACUGAACGGAUAGAAGGUACAACUGAAAGGAUUGACGACAGAACUGAAAGGAUAGAUGGCCGAACUGAACGGAUAGAAGAUACAACUGAAAGGAUUGAUGACAGAACUGAUAGAAUCGACGGCAAAACUGAAAGGAUAGAUAGCCGAACUGACACGGAUAGAAGGUACAACUGA